CAAAAUGAGCCUUUUGGUUUUGGCUCAUUUUCUCGGCCACAAACUCAAUCCGGGAAUUCUCUCCCGCUUGAUGUAGGCCUCAAUGUCUUAAACUUGCAUACCAAGUUCUCAAAUUGCCAAAGCCUUUCUUCUGGUUCCCAACUUGUCUCGUAUUCGGGAAAUCCUCACAAUCUCACCAAGUACUCUGUCAAAGGUUGUGACACGUGUCCAAUCUGCCCAUCUCUUCUUCUUCGUCUCUCAUUUAUUUUCCCCGAAAAAGAAAUCGCACGCCCGCCGAAAACCAGUCGAGAAGUCUCCGCCAAUAUGACCGCCGCCGCAGCCUCACAGAUAUCGUCUUGCCUCUGCUUCUACUCGUCUGUCCACGAUGCUGCUCCCAUGAAAUCAGCCCAAUCUGUUUCCCCUGCUCGUUUCCCACGCCGAUUCGCGACUGCGUUUGCCGCCGUGAAUCAAAGAUCUGUUUGUGGAAGAAAUUUUCCAAAGUCAGCAUCCAUAAGAUGUGAGCAGAGCAGCAAGCCAAGCAGCAGCGGGGAUGUAUGGAUCGGCCGACUGGCAAUGGUUAGUUUCGCUACUGCCGUGACUGUCGAGGUUGCAACAGGCAAAGGACCGCUCGAGAACUUGGGUGUCCCAACGCCGUUGCCAACGGUAGCGUUGGCUGUUGCUGUGUUGGUGGCUGUUCUUGUCGCCUACUUCAUCUUCCAGUCUGCUUCUGAGAAUUAAUCCAUAUGUGUAAGUUCUUCCUGUUCUUGUGAAAAAUGAAAUUUUCCUUCUCUAGAUUUGGCAUUUAUGCUUAGCCAGGGCCCUCUUAAUUUGUUAUAUUGGAAUUGAAAUUAUAUUGUUUUACAUGCAUAAACUAUUAGUCCGUGCUAUUCAUAUUUAUAUAUUACUGUGUUAUCAGAA
Messenger RNA from Andrographis paniculata, 897 nucleotides. Its product is annotated as stress enhanced protein 1, chloroplastic-like. The transcript has 5 exons. NCBI's taxonomy places the organism in Eukaryota, Viridiplantae, Streptophyta, Magnoliopsida, Lamiales, Acanthaceae. Gene Ontology annotation, biological process: cellular response to high light intensity. Bases 304 to 717 code for a protein of 137 amino acids. The record is from RefSeq and is a predicted model, not a curated record.